Molecule: messenger RNA, 2407 nt
Organism: Mustela erminea (ermine)
Lineage: Eukaryota; Metazoa; Chordata; Mammalia; Carnivora; Mustelidae
Product: probable inactive serine protease 58
Exons: 5
Coding region: 550-1197 (215 amino acids)
Biological process (GO): proteolysis
Molecular function (GO): serine-type endopeptidase activity
Source: RefSeq, a predicted model, not a curated record
CUUCAUCAGAGCGGCCCAGAACAGACAGGGGUCAAUGGGGACAUGUAGAGGGAGGGGGGCUGGUCACACAUUGUGGGGAAGGGACUGCUGAGAAGAACGGAGAGGCUUAGGGGAGGAACUUGGGAUGACUUUUAACUCCACAGAAGGGUUACUUGACUCCUGCAUUGCAAUUCUUUUCUUUAGAUGAAGUAGAUAAAGCUCAGACCCGUGGACCUCAUCUUCCCAUAGGGCAGGCUUCAGUUAGACUGAGAAGAUCUCCGGCUGUGACGGGUGACUCUGCUUUCAUGCCGAGGAUCAAGAGUAGAAGGAGUAACCUCUAGAUGACAGACUUCUGUAGAAUCCUUAUCCUCUGGUCUCGCACCUGCACCUUCUGCUGUCUCGAUUCCCCAGGCAGGAUAUAAAUUCUGUGCUUUCUUCGUGCCUGUUAAUUUCCACUACAUCCUUGUCCUCAGCACAGGAUUCGGGCAUCAACAUGAAUUGUAUCCUAUUAAGCUUGCUGAUGGUGACUGGUGAGUGACUCAAGGUGUUGUUUCAUAUGUUGGUGAAGACAUGGAAAGGUUAAAUCAUCUUCACUACCUAUUUUACCUGAAUUCCAAUUAUCAGUCCUGUGUGGGGACUUUGAUUGCCCCUCAGUGGGUAUUGACAGCGGCACACUGCUUCUUACCAGAUCUUCAGAUCAUCUUUUAUGGCAGUUCCACAAAUAUUCAAGACUUUACUGGGGAGUUUGUACCUUAUGACAGGAUCAUUAUUCACCCAAACUUUACCGUUACCUCUCCGAAAGAUGACCUCAUGCUGAUAAAGCUACCUCUACCUUUUACCUUCUCCACCAUGAUUUUUCAGUUGCCUACUCGCAAGAAUGCAAUUAAAGAUUGUUUGAUUCACACUUGGUUAGACAACAAAAACUUUAUUGGAAAUUCAAAGCAUAAGCUGCAAAGAGUCAAGAUUCAACUGAGCUCUAAUAAAAACUGCAAAAAAUUACUGGGUGAAAAACUCCUUGAAAACAUGUUCUGCAUAGGACCCAUGCUAGGAACCCAAGAGCCCUGCCAGGUGGUCACAGCGGCACCAGCCAUCUGUGGCAGUGAAUUACAAGGAAUUUUGUCUUGGGAAACUGGAUGUAUUCUAACGGGAUAUGCUGUUGUCUUCACUGACCUACACAACUACGUUCCAUGGAUCAAGAACAUUAUGUCUACAAAAUAAGCUGAUAUAGAGCUCCACUGACACCCUUACCUCCCAGCUGAUCCACAGCAACCACAUUCUGUAUCUCAGUCCCAGUCUCUCCUAGGGUCUAGGCUUGAUUGGAGUUCCAAAAGAGAUCGUUGAUGACUCUUGGGUAUUGGCAUGACUCUAAUCUCUUUAACUGCUUCUUUGCUUAUUCCUAACUCAUGACUAAAUGUUUAUAACAUGGAAAACUCAAGUGCUGGUCUCAGGAAGUAGAAUUCCUCCAGGAAUCUUUUUGGAUUCUACCAACUCAGAUAUUUCCAUUAAAAUACUCUCUGCCUUAUCUUAAGAACACAAAAAACAAGUGGAAUGAGGGAUAAUAGCUACCAGGAGUCGAUUUGGGGAAAGUGUAAUCAUAUAGCUGAGCAAUUGCCAAAAGUUGGUCAGAUAAUUAGCAAUUUUUCUAAUGACAAAGUGUCUCCUAUGUAAGUAUGUGUGUGUGUUUGUGUGUGUGUGUGUAUGGGUGGUUGUAGUUAGUUCCCAUUAGUUACUUAAAGGAUCUAUAGAAUUGCUUAGGUUUACUGAGACCACCCAAAGGUCAUUGUAAUAUUUGGGUUAAAUAAGGAUUUCUGUAUUUUGAACAAAAGCUCCAAUGCAUAUUCAUAAGAAUUUUUUUUCCCAAUACAUUUUCGUUCUGGUUUACUGCUUUUUACUUAAAAUCACACAUACUUGCUUAGAGGGGUACAAAGUGGUGGAGUUCAUGAGGAUCCUGCCAUUCGUACAUGCCUCUGAAUACACAUUCUGUACAGUGCACACACUUAUGAGCGCACACUUUCAUCCACAAGCAUACUCACAAGACGCUUGUCAUUCCAAAAAUCUGUUUUCCAUAUGCUGUUUUUCAUUAAUCUGUGAGAGAUUAAACUGAUUUUAAACUAAAGCCUAUCCAUUUUCAUAUAAAAUAUUCAACAUCCAAGAAAUUUAUCUCUGAAAUGUGAAAUGCAUUUUUGUUUUACCUUUUACCCCAUGCUAUGAAAUACUGGGAUUUAUGAUAAUUCAAAUCGCUACCCAGUUGAUUAAGUCACCUGUGUUUACAGGGUCACAAAACCAAAACAUUUUUCUUUUCAAGAUUCUCAUGGGGCUCAGAGAUAAUGUGGGAAGUGCGUCGUAUGCAGAGGAACAGUGUAGGAAUUAGCAGCCAUUACUAAUUUUGACCGUUUCCACCUCUUUCGCCCUUUUAUUGCCUAGUUAA